Messenger RNA from Jaminaea rosea, 2130 nucleotides. RefSeq names its product P-loop containing nucleoside triphosphate hydrolase protein. Lineage: Eukaryota; Fungi; Basidiomycota; Exobasidiomycetes; Microstromatales. Bases 135 to 1835 code for a protein of 566 amino acids. The transcript is spliced from 2 exons. The record is from RefSeq and is a predicted model, not a curated record. Gene Ontology annotation, molecular function: ATP binding; ATP hydrolysis activity.
AGAAGGCCGCAAAGAAGGCCGAGAAGGGCGAGGAUGCAUCGACAUCCAAGACGUCCAAGUCUUCGACGACCAAGGCAUCUGGCUCGACCGGCAUUACCACGCCCGACUCGGACGCAGAAGUCGGCGAACUUGACAUGAAGAAGCUGGCCCUCGCUACUGAGCGAAAUGCAUCGGGUGUCAUCACCUCGGACGGCCAGUCUCGUGACAUUCACAUCGACUCCUUCACCAUGUCCUUCCACGGACGCCUCCUCAUCGACACGGCAGACAUUGCUCUCAACUACGGACAGAGGUACGGUCUCCUCGGAGAGAACGGGUCGGGAAAGACGACCUUCCUUGAAGCCCUUGCUCACCGAGACGUAGAGAUCCCCAAGCAUAUCGACAUCUACCUCGUGCAGGGUGAGGCAGAGCCUACUGAUAUCAAUGCGCUCGACUACAUCAUCAAGUCGGCGCGUGAGAAGGUGGCGCGUUUGGAGAAGGAGAUCGAGGACAUGUCUGUCGCCGAUGAGGUUGACGAGGUCGGUCUCGAGCUCAAGUACGAAGAGCUCGAGGAGCUUGACCCCUCAACCUUCGAGGCCAAGGCCGGAGCCAUUCUCCACGGUCUUGGUUUCAGCAAGCAGAUGAUGGCCAAGCCUACCAAGGACAUGUCCGGUGGUUGGCGUAUGCGCGUCUCCCUCGCUCGUGCCCUCUUCAUCAAGCCCCACUUGCUCCUCCUCGACGAGCCUACCAACCACUUGGACCUCGAGGCCGUCGUCUGGCUUGAGGCGUAUCUCUCCACCUACAACCGCAUUCUCGUCCUCACUUCGCACUCGGCUGACUUCAUGGACUCGGUCUGCACCAACAUUCUUGACUUGACGAUGCACAAGAAGUUCCUGACCUACGGAGGAAACUACUCGACCUACGUCCGUACCAAGGCCGAGAACGAGACCAACCAAAUGAAGGCCUAUGCCAAGCAGCAAGAAGAGAUCCAGCACAUCAAGAAGUUCAUUGCCUCGGCAGGUACCUACGCCAACUUGGUCAAGCAGGCCAAGUCCAAGCAAAAGAUCAUCGACAAGAUGGAGGCGGCAGGACUCAUCGAGCCGAUCUCUCAGCCAAGGCAGUUGCGCUUCCACUUUGAGGAGGUUCGCAAGCUCCCGCCGCCCAUUAUUGCGUUCAACGAGGUGGGCUUCUCAUACUCCGGCGAGAAGAAGGACUUCCUCUACAAGGACCUCUCCUUUGGUAUCGACAUGGACUCGCGUAUUGCCAUUGUGGGGCAGAACGGAACGGGCAAGUCAACGCUGCUCAACCUGAUCACCGGCGCCCUCAUGCCCGUCGAGGGAAGCGUGCAACGCCAUGCCGGUCUCAAGAUCGCCAAGUACUCGCAACACUCUGCCGACCAGCUCCCCUACGACAAGAGCCCGAUCGAGUACAUGGAGUCGAAGUACCGCGAAAAGUACCCGGGCAAAGACGUCCAGUUCUGGCGUGCGCAGAUCGGCCGCUUCGGUCUCUCUGGCCAGCACCAGACGUCGGCCAUCCGAACCCUUUCCGACGGUCUCCGCAACCGUGUCGUCUUUGCCGCCCUCGCAAUGGAGGCUCCAGAGAUCUUGCUGCUCGACGAGCCCACUAACCACUUGGACAUGGGAUCCAUCGACGCGCUCGCUCUCGCCAUUAAGGACUUCACCGGUGGUGUAGUGGUCGUCUCGCACGACUUCAGGCUGAUCGGGCAGGUGGCCAACGAGCUGUGGGAGGUCAAGGACAAGAAGGUCGUCAACUUGAGGGACAUCGGAAUUGCGGAGUACAAGAAGGGACUGAUGAAGGCGAGUCAGAGCGCGCUGGAGAAGGCCAAGAUGAUGAAGUAAGCCCGCUCAUGGGAGAGAGUGGUCACGUCACGUCCUCGACGACGGGGACGAGGUUUGUAUUCCAUUGCUUCAAUAGACACGAUGAUAUCGAUGUGAGGCAGCAAGUGUUCGAGAACGGGCGACUGCGACAAGGUGUUCGGCGGCAGCGGCGGCGACGAGUGCGAGAGCUACCAUCACAUCAUGUCGGCCCGAUCUUCCGACGCUCUUUAGGUGAUCGCGUCGGAUGACCUCUACCGGGCCGCACGAGGCUCGAGCACGAGCAAUGCUAGUCGUUGCCUACCCGCCAUCGCCCUCU